Messenger RNA from Syngnathoides biaculeatus (alligator pipefish), 4936 nucleotides. It is a transcript of the gene wdr47a, whose product is annotated as WD repeat domain 47a. Bases 199 to 2946 code for a protein of 915 amino acids. Lineage: Eukaryota; Metazoa; Chordata; Actinopteri; Syngnathiformes; Syngnathidae. Gene Ontology annotation, molecular function: protein binding. The record is from RefSeq and is a predicted model, not a curated record. The transcript is spliced from 17 exons.
UGGGCUGGGCUGGGCCGGGCCGGGCCACACACGCAUCAAGCCGGGGAGAGGAGGGGGUUACGGUAGGCAGACGGGCAGCCUCCAGAAAAUCACACCGAGCGGCAGUUUGACCGACGUGAAAACGUCUGUUAACGUCACGGAGACACGGCGGCUGUGUGUUUUCAGCCCAUGUUUUUCUCCUAACCGCCUGUCGCCACCAUGACAGAGGAGGAAACAAUAAACGUAAAGGAGGUGGAGAUCAUCAAGGUGAUCUUGGACUUCCUCCACUCCCGGAAGUUGCACAUCAGCAUGUUAGCUCUGGAAAAGGAGAGCGGCGUGAUCAAUGGCCUCUACUCUGACGACAUGCUCUUCCUCAGGCAACUUGUGCUAGAUGGUCAGUGGGAUGAGGUCUUGCAGUUCAUUCAGCCUUUAGAGUGUAUGGAGAAGUUUGACAAAAAGAGGUUCCGUUAUAUUGUCUUAAAGCAGAAGUUUCUGGAAGCUCUGUGUGUGAAUAACGCCAUGUCUGCUGAGGAUGAGCCACAACAUUUGGAGUUCACCAUGCAGGAGGCGGUCAAGUGCCUGCACACACUGGAGGAGUUCUGCCCCUCCAAAGACGACUACAGCAAAUUGUGUCUGCUGCUCACCUUGCCUCGCCUCACAAACCACGCUGAAUUCAAGGACUGGAACCCAAGCACGGCCAGAGUGCAGUGUUUCGAGGAGGCCUGCACCAUGGUGGCCGAGUUCAUCCCGGCUGACCGGAAGCUCAGCGAGGCGGGAUUCAAAGCGAGCGGGGAUCGCCUUUUUCAGCUGCUGCUCAAAGGAGUCCUCUAUGAGUGUUGUGUGGAGUUCUGCCAGAGCAAGGCGACAGGUGAGGAGAUCACCGAGAGCGAGGUUCUGCUGGGGGUUGACAUGCUGUGCGGUAACGGCUGCGACGAUGUGGACUUGUCCCUCCUGUCCUGGAUGCAGAACCUGGCCCAUAGUGUCUUCUCCUGCGCCUUUGAGCAGAAGCAGCUCAACAUUCACGUGGACCGCCUGGUUAAGCCGGCCAAGGCCGGCUACGCCGACCUGCUCACGCCGCUCAUCAGCAAACUGUCUCCGUAUCCGUCCUCGCCGCUCCGCCGGCCCCAGUCCGCGGACACCUACAUGUCGCGCUCUUUGAACCCGGCUCUGGACGGGUUGUCCUACGGGCUGUCCAGCCAGGAUAAGCGAGGGAGUGGCGGCGAGAUUGCCCCAAGUAAAGGUGUCUCACCCAUGUCUCACUCCUUUGCCAACUUCCACUACCCUGGAGCGGGUGGACAGAACCUCACCAGGAGCCUCAUGAUGGAGAGCUCCGACUGCCACAGUAUCUUUGAGGAAUCACCUGAAACUUCAAGGACUGAGACACCUGUGGACAAAAUGAUGAGAUCAAGUGUCACUCAGAACUCUCGUCCAGCCUCAGCUCCAGGAGAGGAUGCACCUCCAGGGGGAUCUGCUGAAAAGAACGAGCUCUGGGACACCACAGAAAAGUAUGAGGAGUAUUACCGGCAGCGCCUGCGUGUGCAACAGCACCUGGAGCAGAAGCAGCAGCAGAGGCAGAUGUACAAGCAGAUGUUGUUGGAGGGUGGUGUGCAGCAGGAGCCCCCGCCCAGUGAAAUGCAGCACAGCCUUACAGAGAAGUUCCUCAACAGGUCCAUCCAGAAGCUGGAGGAGCUCAAUGUGGGGAUGGAGAGUUUAGGAGAUGAGGUGAAAUCUUUGGCCCAGCAGUGUAACGGGAACGCCCCCACCUCGGAGUUUAACAACAAUCCCCCGUCUGCGAGCCCGGAGCACAACAACAGCCGUGGGAGCGGGGUCCUCAGCAGCACCCCGCAGCAUGUCGUGGGAGGCCGUCCGGUCUCUCCCCUAAUUGAAUCCCCCGUUUUCUCACAGAGUGGGCAGAAUCACAAAGUAGGACCACACGGCGACUCACCGGGGUCGUUAUCACGCAGUAAAGAGGGUGGCGACAAAGAAAAAAGUCUGUUCUUGCCAGUGCAUACGCUUGAGGACACUCAAGCUGUUCGCGCUGUUUCCUUCCACCCGUCUGGGGCCCUCUACGCCGUCGGCUCCAACUCCAAAACACUUCGUGUCUGCGCUUAUCCAGAAACACUGGACACCAGUGUUUCGACUCCAGCGAAGCAGCCCGUGGUCCGCUUCAAGAGGAACAAACACCACAAAGGUUCUAUCUACUGCGUGGCCUGGAGCCAGUGCGGGCAACUGCUGGCAACCGGCUCCAACGACAAAUAUGUCAAAGUUCUGCCGUUCAGUGCCGAGACCUGCAAUGCCACAGGCCCAGACUUGGAGUUCAGCAUGCAUGACGGCACCAUCAGGGACUUGGCCUUCAUGGAGGGUCCAGAAAGCGGCGGGGCCAUCUUGAUCAGCGCAGGAGCAGGAGACUGUAACAUCUAUACCACCGACUGUCAGCGAGGCCAGGGCCUGCACGCCCUCAGCGGACACACAGGUCACAUCCUGUCUCUCUACACGUGGGGUGGCUGGAUGAUCGCAUCCGGCUCCCAAGACAAGACUGUACGCUUCUGGGACCUCAGGGUGCCCAGCUGCGUGCGAGUGGUGGGCACGGCCUUCCACGGCUCAGGCAGCCCCGUGGCCUCGGUGGCGGUGGACCCGAGCGGCCGUCUCCUGGCGACGGGACAGGAGGACAGCGCUUGCAUGCUGUACGACAUCCGAGGCGGGCGCAUCGUGCAGGUGUACCGUCCGCACGGCAGCGACGUGCGCUCUGUCCGCUUCUCCCCUGGCGCUCACUACCUGCUCACCGGCUCCUACGACACCAAAGUCAUGGUCACCAACCUUCAAGGUGACUUGACUAAGCAGCUCCCUGUGACCGUGGUGGGCGAGCACAGCGACAAGGUGAUCCAGUGUCGCUGGCACACCGAGGACCUCUCCUUCCUGUCGUCGUCCGCCGACCGCACCGUCACGCUGUGGACCCACAACCCGUGACGUGCUCCAACACAUAACAUAACAACGUUGAACCUGAUUGACACACACACAGGCGACGGCGUAGAGAAUCGCAUCGAUCAUAAGCAACACAGGAAAAGUACAUGCUGCAUGUCCUCACAUGAAGUUGUAUGAGCAUUUACUUUGAUAUCCUUCAUAUAUCUAGUUUAAGGUCCAUGUACCAGUAUACUUUCACAACUAAGAUGAUUCAGCACAUUAGUAGGAGAACAACUGUGUCUUACUAGUAGUGUUUUUGCCGCUACUUGUGCCACUUUUCACCCACUAGUACACAAUUGAAGCUUACAAGUAAACUACUGUGUUGAACUUGCAAGACUACUUAAGCCCAACAAGUAGGCAUGUCGAACAUUAGAAUCCUCACUCGCAACAUAACGUUAUCCCAUUAGUAUCCCAAAGCUGCAUUACUAGUAAAGACAGUGUGUACUAGUACAUGUAGCUUAAGCCAGAUAUCAAUUCCACGCCAUGUAAUAGUUUUUUUUUCCCCAGUACUGCCUUCCAUAACUGACAUUUUUGCACACAAGUAGAAUAGUCUUGGCAUACUAGUAGUAGUACUACAGUAUGUGCUUUUUCCUCACUUGUAAGUCAGUUAAGCGUGCUCGUAGAGUAGUUGUGUGUUACUAGCAAUGUUUUUUUUCUACAGUAUGUGCUUUUUCCUCAUUUGUAAGUCAGUUAAGCGUGCUAGUAGAGUAGUUGUGUGUUACUAGUAAUGUUUUUUUUCCCUCCUUCGCUACUGACUUCCACAGCCGUAUGACCUUUCUGCACACUAGUAUGACCACUGUGCCAUGUGAUUAGGAAAAACGAUGUUACUACUGAGGCAAAAACUAUGCAGUACUUGACAACUGGUGCGAUUGUACUUUUGACGACGUUAAAUUCUACCAGUUACCCAGCACUCCAUUAGUAAUAUAGCAGCGCACAAAUGUCAAGUAGUGCACUUUUGCUCACUACUUUCUAGUAGUCCUGCUUGUCAUUUUACUAGUGCAGUCAAUUGUCUUACUAGUGUGAUCCAGGCACAUAACAGUACAUGGACCUUAAACUGGAAAUCAAAAAAUAUAUGCUGGAAGAACUUUCCAUUUUUCACUGCAUUUAGUUGUCAUAGCAAAGGGACACAAACCACUGGCAUUCUCGGUGACUUUGCGCACGCGUAGAUGCAAUACAGUAUAUGCACAUGAGUCACACCAGUUUGCAUGCGCUUUUACUGACAGGAACGAAGCUUUUUUUCCAUGAUGGUGCCUUGAUUUUUCAACAGCAGACAAAAUCAAAUUCCAUGGUUUUUUUGCAAGCCCAUUUCCUCCAGCUGCUGUUGUAGGGUUUUUUGGUUUUUUUUUUUUCAGGAAAAGUGGAGGUUCUCGUGUGAAAUUGUGAUUGUUCGGUGUCAAUAGCAAGCUUUUGGCAGCCUUUACAGUCUCUGCUGUUGCUUCCCGACGUGCUGACAUUACUGUACCCACCGGAUUACUAACCCAAAUGUGUAAGUUGUUGUUUUUAAAUUGAGUCAACGGUUUCAUUUUUAUAGUUGUUCAAAACCAUGACAGAUUGUUAUUAAGACGGUGUCCAAAGGGAAUACAAGCCUCUUUCUUGUUGAACAAUUUUUGGGGUGAGGUUAAUAUUUUUUUUCCCACAUGCUGCUGUACUGAGGUCACAACAAAAGGGGGCAGUCUAGACUAUUAAUUGUAUGCACAUUAGAAACGUUAUGUGAAGCCAGUAUUAGGGACUUAAAAGUGUAUUUUUCUUUUUUUUUUUUUUUAAGUUUAAUGCACUUUGUUUUUGAACUCAAACGUUUUAUCCUUCUGAUAUAUUUUCAAAUGUUUUUGUUUGUCUUCUAACAAAUAACACCAAACUAUUUAUUUCCGAUGUGAUUAUGUACAGUGCUAGUUACUGAUGUGGUAAGCAAGUCUAAUUAUUGUUUCUUAAAAAAAAGAUUUAAUUUAAUGUAAGCUAACAGAUUUGUUUUAUGUUCAAUAAAGUGUCUUUUAAUCAA